GAUCUUUCGCUUUCCUCCUCCUCAUCAUCUAAAAACACUACACCACCGACUCCAGCUCUCACAGAUCUACUCUGCAAUCCCAAGAUUCUCUCUCUGUCGGCGCGCGCGUUCGCCACUCAUGCGGCAAACUCUACCGUUACAUUCUCCUUUAGAUCGGAGGUGAGUCAAUCUUGCUCAUUUCAUACUCUUCCUAUUGUAUUUACAUCAUUCUAGCUAGGGCUUCCAUAAUUCACAGUUUUCAGUUAUAGAGGAUCUCCGUAAAACCAUGGUAGAACCCUCGAACUCGACCACGGACCCGAUUGGGCAAAACCUAAUUAAAUUGAUUAGCAAUGUCUGUUUCUCCGUCUUCGUUUUCUCUGCCCUCAUACUCACAGUAAUCGCCAUUUCAUACAAGCCUCCCGAUCCAUGGGAAUCCUCUAGGGCCCUAACUCGAGUUUUCACCCAAGUAGUAAACGCUACUUUCCAAACCGAUUCCUCCGUCCUCAAAACAGGCGAAGACAUGUCAGGUAUUGCCGAAUCCCCUUCUGCAUCCGCAAUCACCGAGGCAGUAAUCGAGAAAUCCGAAAUGCAAGCUAAUAGCUCCAGCUUCAGAACAGCUGGUUGUGAGGACUUAUCUCGGGUAAAUUGUUCGGAUCCCCGAUUACUGUUUGCGAUUGAGAAGUUCAAUCUCAGGGUUUUCAAAUCCAUUACAUUUCUUGAUUAUCAAACUCCAGUAAACGGCACGAAUCCGAGUGAAUGUGAUGUGGCUUGGAGGUAUAGGAACAAGAAGGAAAAAUCAUGGAGAAAGUAUAGAGAUUUUCGUAGAUUUAGAAUUGGGUAUGGAGAGAAUUGUACUUACAAGAUCUUGAAUGCAAAGGGUUGGCAUUCUGGAGUUAACGCUCGAAGACCUAGACCGAUCAGAUUCAGACCAAACGCAACAAGAGGAUCAGACGACAAUAUCAACGACACGAUCCCAGUUUUGUCAUCUGAAUCAGCCUUUAGGAAAGGAAAGUACUUAUACUAUUCAAGAGGAGGAGAUUACUGCAAAGGAAUGAAUCAUUUCCAAUGGAGUUUCUUAUGUGCUCUUGGUGAAGCUCAGUAUCUUAACAGAACGUUCGUUAUGGAUCUAAGCAUUUGUCUAGCAUCAACAUACACAUCCAGCAAUAAAGAUGAAGAAGGAAAAGACUUUCGAUUCUACUUCGAUUUCGAGCAUCUGAAAGACGUGGCUUCUAUUACUGAAGAAGGAGACUUUAUUCGAGACUGGAGAAAAUGGGAUAAAACCCACAAGAAGAAGAUUCCGGUAAGGAAAGUUUCGGGUUAUAAAGCGACUCCGAUGCAACUCUUGAAGGACAAGAGCACGAUCAUAUGGAGGCAUUUCGAUGGUCCCGAGCCUGAAAACUAUUGGUACAGAGUUUGUGAAGGUCCGGCUGGGAAAUACAUUCAGAGGCCGUGGCAUUCUUUGUGGAAAUCGAAGAGACUGACGAACGUCGUUUCUGCAAUAAGUGGGAGUAUGGAUUGGGAUUUCGACGGAGUUCAUGUGGUUAGGGGAGAGAAGGCGAUGAAUAAAGAGAAGUGGCCUCAUUUGGACUCGGAUACUUCUCCUGAAGCUAUUGUUUCGAAGCUUGAGGGGAUUAUACAACCUUGGAGGAAUGUCUACGUGGCGACGAACGAACCUUAUUACAAUUACUUUGAUAAACUCAGGUCGCAUUAUAAGGUUCAUUUGCUUGAUGAUUACAAGGAGUUGUGGGGAAAUACGAGCGAAUGGUAUAACGAGACGAGGAUAUUGAAUGGGGGUAAACCUGUUGAGUUUGACGGUUAUAUGAGAGUUGAAGUUGAUACUGAGGUGCUUUACAGGGCUAAGACGAGGGUGGAAACAUUUUAUAAUCUCACGAGCGAUUGCAAAGAUGGCGUUAAUACAUGUUGAUCAGGUUUGAAUUGAUCGAAUCAUCUCCUUGUUUUCUUUGUUUCGGAAAAAUUAUGUUUCAUAUAUAUGAAUUGUGAAGCAAUCAUCAUCAUAUCAAUCAAUGUAUGGAGUAGUGAAAAGUAUUCUUCAUCUUUAGCUGACAUAUUUUUGUUUGAGAUAUUUUCAUUUGCAAAUAUUUUGUCAAACAUUCUUGAAUUUGAUAAUUGUAAGUAAGUAAAAGAAGAGAAGGAUGCAAUGAAUUUGUUUUUUUAGAUUUCA
Molecule: messenger RNA, 2161 nt
Organism: Impatiens glandulifera
Lineage: Eukaryota; Viridiplantae; Streptophyta; Magnoliopsida; Ericales; Balsaminaceae
Exons: 1
Coding region: 266-1903 (545 amino acids)
Cellular component (GO): Golgi apparatus
Source: RefSeq, a predicted model, not a curated record